This is a messenger RNA of Botrytis cinerea B05.10, 1476 nucleotides long. RefSeq lists its product as hypothetical. The record is from RefSeq and is a predicted model, not a curated record. The coding region runs from base 772 to 1206 and encodes 144 amino acids. Lineage: Eukaryota; Fungi; Ascomycota; Leotiomycetes; Helotiales; Sclerotiniaceae. The transcript has a single exon.
CGUCACAAAUCCUGAGCUUAACAAAUUUGAGUCACAGAGUUAAAUAUGGAGACAAGAUGGCGACGAAGAAAGGGUAUUGUCAGAGAGUUUAAAGUCGAUAUUGCAAAAUGGCAUCAAUGCUGGUGUUCCAGGUGUCUCCGCUGCGAUAGCUACGUCUAAAGGCAUUAUUAUAUGGCGGGAUUCUGCUGGUUUUGCGGCCCUAGAAAAGACCACCCUGAUCAAUGACUCGACUAUAUUUGGAAUCGGGAGUAUCACCAAAGUAUUCGUGGCGGUUAUCAUCCUCCAACUCAUCGACGAAAGUCAACUCAAUGUGUCAGACAAAAUCAGUGAACAUUUGGACCAGAAUGAUUUAGAUGGCAUUGGUAAUGCGAACGAUGCAACAAUUGGCCGCGGGUGUCGAAAGUUGGGGAGAGGAUCCAAACUGGAUCAUGGAAGCAAGGGGUAAAAAACUGGAUCCCAAAACAAUCUGGGGCAAGAAAGAUGCAUUGAAGUAUGUUAGAAGACCAUCUAAGCUUGAAACUGGUCGUUUCUCUUAUUCCAACACAAAUCACACUCUUUUGGGGUUGAUAAUUGAAAAAAAUUACCAGUCACUCAGCAGAGAGCGAGAUCCGUCGAAGAAUACUCGAUCCUUUGAAUUUAAUGGAUACAUUUCUGGAAGGGUUCGAAGAGGUGGGACUACGAAAGAAGAAUAUACCACAUAGAUAUCAUUAUUCUACAGACACAUUUCGCAACACAGCAGGAGUCUGCCCAGCGUUUUCCGAGUAUAUAUGAAUGAGACAAGAUCUCAUCAACGCAACUGAGUCAAACCUAUCAGUAGAAUGGGCAGCCGGUGGAAUGAUCUCCUCAACUUGUGCCCUUCUCAAGUUUGCAAUUUCUCUUCGGGAUGGAAAGUUGCUUAGUCCCUCAUCAUUGCAUCUUCUCACAAUGUGGCAGCCGGCUAGAAAAUCAACAGAAAUUGGCCAUGGAAUCUUCAGAUUUGAACAUCCCACUACACACAAAAAUUGGCUUGGACAUAAUGGAAGCGUACUCGGAUUCACCGGAUCUCUUUGGUGGAAUGAGGAACUCGAUUGCGCUGUAGGUGUUCUUGCGAAUGUGGGAACGAUGCAUGCUGGAAAAGUUUCAUCGAGUGCGCCUCAAAUAGUCUUCGAAUCCGAGUUUCUAGAGAUAGCCAUGAAGUUGACUAAUAUUGCUGUGAAAGAUGAAUAACUAUCAAUUUAGAGGAUAGUGCUAUCUUUACAAAUGUUGUAAUAGUCUCGAAGUUUUCGGUCAGUUCCUAGAAUUUUAAGUCGCUCAAAAAUAUUGACUCCGACGCCCCUUCAUGCAUCACCCUAGGAGAGAAGCAGAUUGAGGCCAGAUUUUCUUUUGAGCCGCGUAUUGGUAAAGGUAGGGGUCAGAAUGUUGAGUUCACUAGUUUUGAGAACGGCUCACGUCUCUUCAUAGUGAUGUUUAAUCUUAAUAAUCGACCAGAUUGAUCCA